Haliotis rufescens (red abalone) is the source of this 1969-nucleotide messenger RNA. RefSeq names its product lipoamide acyltransferase component of branched-chain alpha-keto acid dehydrogenase complex, mitochondrial-like. The coding region runs from base 84 to 1577 and encodes 497 amino acids. The transcript has 11 exons. The record is from RefSeq and is a predicted model, not a curated record. NCBI's taxonomy places the organism in Eukaryota, Metazoa, Mollusca, Gastropoda, Lepetellida, Haliotidae. Gene Ontology annotation, molecular function: lipoic acid binding; acetyltransferase activity. Gene Ontology annotation, cellular component: cytoplasm; mitochondrion.
GCAUCACUCUGACAACAUGUAAACGAUCUGCAGCCUCCAGUUCGCCGGAAGCGGAAAUCGCGCACCUGCGAGAGGAGAGGAAAAUGGCUACCAUCUCUACACGGCUCGUCAACUCAAGCAUAAGAAAGCUUCGUUUAAUAGCCUAUGGUGUUGCUAAGUGCAGACAAUACCAGACUCUGUCCGCAACAAAUCACAUUUGUGGGAUUGGUGGUGAAAGGAAACAGAAGUUUGGACAGAAAACUCUUCAACCAAGAUAUUUUCGAACAUCUACAGCACUUGAAGAUGUUAUGCAGUUCAAGUUGUCCGAUAUUGGUGAAGGGAUCAGAGAGGUGAUCAUCAAGGAGUGGUACGUGUCGGAAGGCGACAAGGUCGCCCAGUUUGACAGCAUCUGUGAAGUUCAGAGCGACAAGGCAUCCGUGACUAUUACCAGUCGUUACGAUGGCAUCGUAAAGAAACUCCACUAUGGUGUGGAUGAAACAGCAUUGGUGGGGGAGGCGUUGGUGGACAUCGAGACAGAGGGCACUAGUCACAAGCAGGAGGAAGAUGUUGAGGAAGUCGACAUCUCUGGCAACGAACUGCGGCUCGAGGACCACUCUAUGCAGAUGACCAAGUCCGGCCGCAAAGUGCUGGCAACACCAGCGGUCCGCAGACUGGCCAUGGAGAACAAGAUACACCUGAAGGAUGUGGAGGGCACGGGGAAAGAUGGCCGUAUACUGAAGGAGGACAUCACCAGACACAUCGAAAGUCUGGACCACGGGGAUUCUGCAUUUACAGGCAAACAGGCUGCUCCUCCAUCCCCCGCCUCGUCGCCCCAGGCAGCCAGGGCACCUGCCACCACCCCAACCCCUGUCCUAAGGACCCCCACUCCUGUGGGAAAGGACUACACUCAGCCAAUCAAAGGCAUGCAGAAGGUUAUGGUGAAGACAAUGAGUGCUGCUCUCAAGAUUCCACAUUUUGGAUAUUAUGAUGAAAUUGAUGUCACAACACUUGUUAAUCUCAGGAAAGAUCUCAAGAAGGUGGCGGAAAAAAGGGGCAUCAAGUUUUCGUACAUGCCAGUUUUUAUCAAGGCAGCAUCCCUGGCCUUGUCUCAGUUCCCUGUUCUAAAUUCCAGCAUUGAUGACAAGGUAGAAAACAUCAUCUUCAAGGCUUCUCAUAAUAUUGGCAUUGCCAUGGACACAGGGGAUGGCCUAACUGUUCCAAAUAUUAAAAAUGUCCAAUCACAAAGCAUCUUCGAGCUAGCAGCGGAGUUGAAUCGACUUCAGCAAUUAGGGUCAGCAGGGAAACUUGGCACAUCAGAUCUCACUGGUGGAACUUUCUCCUUGUCAAAUAUAGGAUCGAUUGGAGGGACAUAUGCUAGGCCUGUGAUUGUUCCUCCUGAAGUUGCCAUCGGAGCCAUCGGCAGGAUACAGGCUGUGCCUCGUUUUGACCGUGAUGGCAACGUGCGUAAAGCUCACAUCAUGCAAGUGAGCUGGUCUGCCGAUCAUCGAAUUGUAGAUGGUGCCACCAUGGCCCGAUUCUCCAACUUGUGGAAGAUGUAUUUAGAGAACCCAACCACAAUGAUACUGGAUCUGAAGUGAUGUGAUAUGUACAUAGUAUUCUCGUGAUAUUACUCAUUGCAACUCAAACACAAGGCAUCCUCCCGAGGCACGAGAUUUAACUGAUAUUGAAAAUCCAGUUUCCAACCUUGCCAAGCUAGGCUGGAAUUCUUGGGCUCAAUCGUAGCGCCUUCAUUUACAAGUUAUGUCCCUUCUAAGCCUCUCCCAUGGACCAAUCAAAUUCCACUUCUCAUAUCACUUGCAUUUGCUUCAAACAAAGUGGCAGCACCUAGUCAGGAUGAUCUGAUGUAUAAUCAAGAUCUAUAUUGUGAUAAAACGGGUCUUACAUCACAAAAUGCAUCAAAUCAGGUGAGCACCUUGAUUAAAAACAUGAAAACAUUUGGAAAAUAUCUGUUGACAACGAGUUGGCUGUG